CUGAGAUUUUGGGGAAUGAGAUGUCGCUGAUCACAAUUUUCAGGUGGCUCAAGAAGCUGCUUCACUACGAUAACAAGGAAGAAGAACAACGCCCCCGCGAGGAAGAUGAAGAUUGCAUUUCCAUCUUGGCAGACGCAGCAUCACAGCAUUUUUCGUUUCCAAGGAAGUUCAGUUACGACGAGAUCCAAGCUGCAACGAGUAAGUUUGUCAGAAAGCACAAUCCAGGAAAUGGUAAAGUUGCUUACUUCGAAGGCAGACUCCGCAGCUCUGGAAAGAGAGUAGUUGUGAAGAAGGUCGAGGCAAGUCGAAGGUUGAGCAAGGAGGACUUCAUGGAAGAAGUGACGAAAAUGUCCAGGAUCCAGCACCGCAAUUUGGUGGAGCUUCAAGGUUUCUGCCUCCUCCGGUCCAGCUUCUUCCUCGUCUACUCCGACUACAUGUACAGCAGGACGCCCCUGGAUAAGCUUCUCUUCGGCAACAGUGACGAUGCCCUCCGUUGGACCUCCAGGUUGCAAAUUGUUGUUGAUGUUGCAAAAGGACUCGCUUGCCUUCACUCAAACAACGUCCUCCACCUGGACUUGAAGUCCGAGAACGUCCACCUAGACAGCAACUUUCGAGCAAAGAUCUCCGACUUUGGAUUCUCCAGCCUUGCCGCAGAAAAGACGACGAUGACUGUACGAGGCACCCCCGGCUACAUGGCACCUGAGUGGCUCCAGAUGCGAGUGAGCGAGAAGACGGAUGUGUACAGCUUUGGAAUCCUCGUGCUCGAAGUCGUGAGUGGAAAGAAGACGAUCCACUACGAAAAACAGAUGCUCAGACACCUGGGAACCUGGGCCUUUCAAGUUGCUCACAGAGGCCGCCUCCUCGAGAUGGUGGACACCAAAAUACUCCCGGAGGUCUCGUCCCACAGCCGGCAGAUGAAAAACCUCCUCAAAAUCGGGCUUUGGUGCAUUCAAGCCGACGCGAGGAUCCGGCCCUCCAUGUCGAGUGCCGUCAAGAUGCUGGAAGAAGGACGCAGCAUCAUCGAUCCGCCUCUGCCUCCUCUACCACGGGAAGAUGCAUCCAUAGACAUGGACUUCUCGCUGAGCGUGGUUAUGGAGAUGAUGCAGCACCGUCAAGACUACGGGAAAAAGAGCAGCUUCUUCAGAAAGUAGAGAAUGGGGUGGCAAACCUACGUACAAGUGCGUAUAUCGGUCACUUGUACAGGCAUCAACCUCAGGCUCAGCUGCAAGAGCUCAAGUUCUAAGUCAUAAGCAUGUAUACAAAAACGAAGUUGUAGUAAGGCUUACCAGUGAGCGUGAGAGGAGAGCUUUCUGUAUAGCAGCAUAAGAGACUCAAGCUUGUCUUUUGCUUUCUAGCUCCAA
Messenger RNA from Selaginella moellendorffii, 1361 nucleotides. Its product is annotated as G-type lectin S-receptor-like serine/threonine-protein kinase SD2-5. Gene Ontology annotation, molecular function: protein kinase activity; ATP binding. The coding region runs from base 21 to 1151 and encodes 376 amino acids. The transcript has a single exon. Gene Ontology annotation, biological process: protein phosphorylation. Lineage: Eukaryota; Viridiplantae; Streptophyta; Lycopodiopsida; Selaginellales; Selaginellaceae. The record is from RefSeq and is a predicted model, not a curated record.